CCAGAGGCAACACUACGCACCUUAUCCUUCGUUCUCUCUCCUCGUUUUCCCUCCACAUAAAGCACACAAGCUCACGGAGAAACCAAAUUCCCCUAAAAAUGGCGUAAAAAAUCCAAUUUUGAUCCGUAAAUCCCUCCAUAAAACCCAAACCCUAGCCAAAUCCCCGCCCAAAAAUGGCCGCGUCACCACUCUCCACCCCCACAACAACGGCGACGCCCCCCCGGAUCCCCCGCCGCAUCCUCUUCUCCCACCCCCAAUUCGCCCCCAAAUCCGAGCUUGGAACCGGUUUUUAUGGCCGGAGACUCAAAUCUAGGGUUUUCGCGGCGCGUACCGCGCCGCGGGGCUCAGAACGGCGUUUUGCGGGGGCGGCGAGGGCGUCGCUGGGUGGGCUAUUGGGGGGGCUCUUCGGAGGAGCCGAUACGGGGGAGGCGACGAGGCAAAGGUAUGCUGAGACAGUCGCGGCGAUCAACGCGAUGGAGCCGGAGAUGUUGCGGUUGUCGGAUUCCGAUCUGAGGGAGAGAACGGCGGUGUUGAAGGAGAGGGCUCGGAAUGAUGAGUCUCUGGAUUCUCUUCUACCUGAAGCAUUUGCUGUGGUGAGAGAAGCUUCUAAGAGAGUAUUGGGUCUUCGUCCUUUCGAUGUACAGCUAAUAGGUGGUAUGGUUCUUCACAAAGGGGAAAUAGCAGAGAUGAGGACUGGAGAAGGAAAAACACUUGUUGCCAUUCUGCCGGCUUAUUUGAAUGCACUAAGUGGGAAAGGAGUUCAUAUUGUCACUGUGAAUGAUUACCUGGCACGGCGUGACUGUGAAUGGGUUGGUCAAGUUCCAAGAUUUCUGGGACUGCAGGUUGGCCUAAUCCAACAAAAUAUGACUAGUGAGCAGAGGAGAGAGAAUUAUUCAUGCGACAUAACAUAUGUCACGAAUAGUGAGCUUGGCUUUGAUUUUCUAAGGGAUAAUCUUGCCAUGACUGUCGAUGAGCUUGUCUUGAGGGACUUCAAUUACUGUGUAAUUGAUGAAGUUGAUUCUAUUCUUAUUGAUGAAGCGAGAACGCCUCUAAUCAUAUCAGGCCUUGCUGAGAAGCCAAGUGAUCGUUACUAUAAAGCAGCAAAGAUUGCAGCAGCAUUUGAGCGAGAUAUCCACUACACUGUUGAUGAAAAGCAGAAAAAUGUUUUACUUACAGAACAAGGUUACGAAGAUGCUGAAGAAAUAUUGGAGAUAAAAGAUCUGUAUGAUCCUCGGGAACAGUGGGCUUCAUAUGUUCUAAAUGCAAUCAAAGCAAAGGAGCUCUUUCUUAGAGAUGUGAAUUACAUUGUUCGUGGCAAGGAAGUUCUCAUUGUGGAUGAGUUCACAGGUCGAGUCAUGCAAGGCAGACGAUGGAGUGAUGGCCUUCACCAGGCGGUUGAAGCAAAAGAAGGUGUGCCCAUUCAGAAUGAAACAGUAACACUUGCAUCAAUAAGCUAUCAGAAUUUCUUUCUUCAGUUUCCCAAACUUUGCGGCAUGACGGGAACUGCGGCUACUGAGAGCACAGAAUUUGAGAGCAUAUACAAAUUAAAAGUCACAAUUGUUCCAACAAACAAACCGAUGAUAAGAAAGGAUGAGUCAGAUGUAGUUUUUAGGGCAACAAACGGGAAAUGGCGUGCCGUGCUUGUGGAGAUAGCGAGAAUGAACAAAACUGGCCGACCUGUGCUUGUUGGUACUACAAGUGUCGAGCAAAGCGAUGCUUUAUCUGAACAGUUGCGUGAAGCUGGAAUCCCUCAUGAGGUCCUAAAUGCGAAACCAGAAAACGUUGAGAGGGAAGCAGAAAUUGUAGCACAAAGUGGACGUCUUGGUGCAGUGACAAUUGCGACCAAUAUGGCUGGGCGUGGUACGGAUAUCAUUCUUGGUGGCAAUGCUGAAUUUAUGGCGAGGCUGAAGCUACGUGAAAUGCUUAUGCCAAGGGUUGUCAAGCCAAUAGAGGGUGUGUUUGUGUCUGUGAAGAAACUACCUCCAAGGAAGACAUGGAAGGUGAGUGAAAGCUUAUUCCCUUGUGAGCUUUCUAAAGAGACUGUAUCAUUGGCCAAAGAUGCAGUAGAAAUGGCUGUUAAGACAUGGGGACAAAGAACAUUGACCGAGCUAGAAGCAGAAGAGCGGCUCUCUUACUCAUGUGAAAAGGGACCAACACGAGAUGAAGUCAUUGCAAAGCUGAGGGAUGCAUUUAAAAGAAUUGUCGAAGAAUAUAAAGUAUAUACUGAGGAGGAAAAAAAGAAGGUUGUUGCAGCAGGUGGACUUCAUGUUGUUGGGACAGAACGUCAUGAAUCUCGCAGAAUUGAUAAUCAGCUUCGUGGUCGAAGUGGCAGACAAGGUGAUCCAGGAGGCUCUCGUUUUUUCCUUAGUCUGGAGGAUAACAUAUUCCGGAUAUUCGGUGGAGACAGAAUACAGGGCCUCAUGCGAGCUUUCAGAGUCGAAGACCUUCCAAUCGAAUCAAAGAUGCUAACAAAGGCACUAGAUGAAGCUCAAAGGAAGGUUGAGAAUUACUUCUUCGACAUAAGAAAGCAGUUAUUUGAAUAUGAUGAGGUAUUAAACAGCCAACGAGACCGUGUGUAUGCCGAAAGAAGGCGGGCCCUUGUAUCUGACAGCCUUCGGUCUCUUAUGGUAGAGUAUGCUGAGCUUACUAUGGACGAUAUUCUAGAGGCAAACAUUGGUCCGGAUACUCCCCGGGAAAAUUGGGAACUAGACAAACUGAUUGCAAAACUUCAACAGUAUUGCUAUUUAUUGAAUGACUUAACACCGGAAUUGCUGCAAAGUAAAUGCUCAAGCUAUGAGGACUUGAGGGAUUAUUUGCGCUUGCGAGGUCGUGAAGCAUACUUUCAGAAAUCCGAGAUCGUCGAGAAACAAGCGCCGGGACUGAUGAAAGAAGCCGAGAGGUUCCUAAUCUUGAGCAACAUCGACCGGCUAUGGAAAGAGCACUUGCAAGCCCUCAAGUUCGUCCAGCAAGCCGUGGGAUUACGAGGAUACGCUCAGCGAGAUCCCCUGAUCGAGUAUAAGCUCGAGGGAUAUAAUCUCUUCUUAGAUAUGAUGGCUCAAAUCCGAAGAAACGUUAUUUAUUCUGUGUACCAGUUCCAACCGAUGAUGGUGAAGAAGCAAGAGGAGGGCGAUGACUCCCAAAAGAAAGAGCCGAAAGGCGAAGCGGCCGACAGCGAUGCUAAUCCAAUCGGCGCCGCGCAAACCGCGUAGUUUUUGUCGAUCAGAAAAUGCAGAGAAUCACACCGUCGUGGUUGUUUUCGAUCUUUCGAGCAGCUGUUGGACAAAUUUUGAGCCAUUCAUCUGGUGAGUUGAAUCUUUCACAGUUACUCUGAGGGGAGAGAGAGAGAGAGAGAGAGAGAGAGAGAGAGAGAGAGAGAGAGAGAUUGUUUGUUGUAUCAUCAGAUGUAAAUGUUUUAGACACAGAACAAAGAGUCUUUUUCCUUUUCGUUUCUACAAUUUUCA
Molecule: messenger RNA, 3461 nt
Organism: Ananas comosus (pineapple)
Lineage: Eukaryota; Viridiplantae; Streptophyta; Magnoliopsida; Poales; Bromeliaceae
Product: protein translocase subunit SECA1, chloroplastic
Exons: 20
Coding region: 174-3209 (1011 amino acids)
Biological process (GO): protein targeting; protein import
Cellular component (GO): membrane
Molecular function (GO): ABC-type protein transporter activity; ATP binding
Source: RefSeq, a predicted model, not a curated record